This is a messenger RNA of Linum trigynum, 1728 nucleotides long. NCBI's taxonomy places the organism in Eukaryota, Viridiplantae, Streptophyta, Magnoliopsida, Malpighiales, Linaceae. The record is from the annotation of a GenBank genome assembly.
CUUAUUGAUUUUGUUGUGUACCAGAACUUUCUGAGUUUUACUGUUACUAUUAGCAAGGCAAGGGAAAGGGGGUUGGUGGCCUGGGAGACGGACGCUAGAAAGAAAGAAAGGAAGGAAGGAAGUGAGGGGUAGAGAAAGAUGAGCAAGAUCGGAAGAAGAUUCGAGGGAAAGGUAGCUAUCGUCACCGCUUCCACUCAGGGUAUUGGGUUCGCCAUCGCUCAACGUCUUGGCUUAGAAGGCGCCUCCAUUGUUAUCUCCUCUCGCAAGCAGCAAAACGUAGAUGAGGCAGUUGAGAAGCUCCGAGCACAGGGCAUCCAAAACGUGAUCGGUGUAGUUUGCCAUGUCUCAAAUGCACAACAGAGGAAGAAUCUCAUUGAGAAAACUGUCGAGAAAUAUGGGAAAGUAGAUGUGGUUGUAUCCAAUGCUGCUGUCAACCCCUCCACUGAACCCAUUAUAAAUACAAAGGAUUCCGUCCUCGAUAAGCUCUGGGAGAUUAAUGUCAAAGCUUCUAUCCUUCUCUUGAGGGAUGCAGCUCCGCACAUGCCAAAGGGUUCCUCAGUUGUUCUGGUGUCCUCUAUUACUGGCUACCACCCACCAUCAUCAAUGGCUAUGUAUGGAGUCACUAAGACCGCCCUUCUCGGCCUUACCAAGGCGCUUGCAGCUGAGAUGGCACCUGAUAUUCGAGUGAACUGCAUAGCUCCUGGUUUCGUGCCAACACACUUUGCUUCUUUCAUAACGGAGAAUGAUGAAAUGAGAAAAGAACUUGAGGCGCAGACGUUAUUGAAUAGGCUGGGCACGACAGAAGACAUGGGCGCUGCAGUAGCGUUUUUGGCAUCAGAUGAUGCUUCAUACAUAACUGGUGAAACUCUAGUGGUGGCUGGGGGAAUGCCAUCUCGGCUUUAAGAUGGAGUUAGUGUGUUGUUUAUCUUGUAAUCAAUCCCCGAGUCAAGGUGCCCUUUUAUCCAUCUCUUGAGCAACCAAUAAUAGAGAAAAACGAUUUCUUCAUAUGCGUGUGUACUGUGUUGUGUAAUGCAUCUCUGUGGCUGAGACCAAUCUAGUCUGCUAUUUGGAUGGACGAUUCUUGUGUAGUAAACUGCAUCCGAAAGAAAAAUUGCAACUCUAUAUGGCCUUUUUCACCCUCCUAGCUAUAUGCAAUACCAGCUCAUAUGACUAGGAUUAUUGGAGAGUCAAACUCUUGCUCUAUUUCAUCUCAUGUGCCCAAAUCCAUGCCAAAGCCAAACUAGACCUCAAGAUCCUCUUGCCAAAGCCAAACUUGAACCAAAUCUCGGUGUUCGUGUUCGGAGAUCACGACCCAAGACUCCAGAGAACCAGAUCAGGAACAUGCCUCGCUCGAAUGAGCAGAUGUUCUCUCCCUAAACUCAUGCCAACAUCUGCUCUGAACAACAGGACAGACAGGCCACGAGAAUUUGACUGGUUAAGAAUAUCUCCAAGAGCCAAAUGCAGAAAAUUCAGGAUGAGAAAUCAUGAUCAUGGUAGCCGCUCUGCGUAAAUGGAAGACAUGCAGGAAGAUGAAGCGAGUAGCUAGCUGACAGACAUUAAUUGGACAUAAUUCAGUAGCCGGCUCUCUCCAUCUGUUGUGCCAUUGACAAAGCUCCGUUCUCUCAAACAAUUUGGCAACUUCCCCAAGGAUAAACUCAAUAUGUCGUUUCUUAGAGAGAUAUAUCCAAGAAUACAUUAUAUACUGUUUAACAAAAGUGAUUGGUCUAU